CAAAAGAUUUGCGCCCAAAUUAUCCUCUUCAAAAUCAAAAUAAAACCCACCAACCAAAACUCUUCACAAAUUCUCUUGAAUCAAAAAAAUCACCCUCUCUUCUUUGUUGUUUGUGUUCUGCAAUGGCUACUAGUGCAGUCUCUCUGAGCACACCAUUCAAGGGGAGUUGGGGAACUACUUCCAUGGUUGAUGAGGAUUGUGCUAUGCUGGUUAAAUCAUCAGUACAUAGAACUAGAGUUGGAGUUGGGAAGCCAACAAGAUCACAGCCCAUGAUGAAGAAUGUCAAUGAAGGCAAAGGUUUGUUUGCUCCAAUUGUUGUCGUCACUCGUGAUAUUGUUGGUAAGAAGCGGUUCAACCAGCUUAGAGGCAAAGCAAUUGCUCUCCACUCACAGGUAAUAACUGAAUUCUGCAAAUCAAUAGGAGCAGAUGCAAAACAAAGGCAAGGACUCAUCAGGUUGGCCAAGAAAAAUGGGGAGAGACUUGGUUUCCUUGCUUGAUCAAAACCCACAUACCACCACCACCCAUUUGAAGGCCUUUCCCUUGUUCAUGUCCCUAAAACCAGAAUGUACACUGGAUGGAUCAUUUCUCUCAUCACAUCAAAUCCCCCUUUACUGCUUCAACUGAAUUGUAGUAUUUUGUUGUUAGAUCAAUGAAAUCUUAGUUCAUCUUUGGCUGUUCUUUGGCAGCAA
Tripterygium wilfordii is the source of this 689-nucleotide messenger RNA. RefSeq names its product protein PROTON GRADIENT REGULATION 5, chloroplastic-like. The transcript is spliced from 2 exons. Gene Ontology annotation, molecular function: electron transfer activity. The coding region runs from base 123 to 497 and encodes 124 amino acids. Gene Ontology annotation, cellular component: chloroplast. The record is from RefSeq and is a predicted model, not a curated record. Gene Ontology annotation, biological process: photosynthetic electron transport in photosystem I; response to high light intensity. Lineage: Eukaryota; Viridiplantae; Streptophyta; Magnoliopsida; Celastrales; Celastraceae.